Rotaria sordida is the source of this 1401-nucleotide messenger RNA. The record is from the annotation of a GenBank genome assembly. NCBI's taxonomy places the organism in Eukaryota, Metazoa, Rotifera, Eurotatoria, Philodinida, Philodinidae.
AUGGCUCUCUCCGGUGCUGAGAGAGCCCGACGUUGUCGAGAGAAAAAGAAAGCAGCAGGUUUACACGAAUUAAUAAAACAACAAGAUUGUGAACGUAAACGACUUGCUCGUUCAAAAAUGCCACCAGCUAAAUUAAAAAAAUUACGUUUACGUCAACAAACUAAUCUUCGAAAAUUUCGUUCAAAAUCAAAAUUAAAUCCAACUCGACUAUCACCACCUGAAUCAUCAUUUCGAACGAAACAAUCUAAAUCUAAGGCUUUGAACAGAAUUUUAAAUGCUUUGCCCGCAAACAAAGACAAACAGUUUGAAUUGAUCAAAGAAAUUGCUGCAAAUUUGAACAUUGUUAAAUUAGAAAAAAAAUUUGAACGUAAUCAACAGUCAUUAUCAACAGAUGUAAAACAACGAGUAUAUGAUUAUUAUUUUCGUGAUGACAUAAGUUAUCAAGCACCCGGUAAACGAGAUUCAAUUACAAUUAGAGAAAAUGGUGAGAAGAAAAAAUUACAAAAACGUUAUUUAUUAUAUUCAUUAAAUGAAGUUUAUCAAUUGUUUGCUGAAGAAAAUCCACAAGCUGUGAUUAGUUGCUCAAGUUUUAAAAAUUUACGACCAUGCAAUGUUUUAUAUAAAUCAGCAACACCACACAAUCUUUGUUUAUGUAUUUACCACGAGAAUAUAUCUCUUCUCUUACAAGCAAUUGAUGAACGUAUUCAUGGCAUUAAAUCGAUUGAUUUGAACUCAUUUAUUAAAUUGCUAGUUUGUGAUGAUAGUCAAGAAUUAUGUAUGUUUAGCAAUUGUAGUCAAUGUUCGAAUAACUUUAAAAUGAAAAUUCAAGAUCAAAUGAUUGAUCAAUUUGUAAUUAUUAAAUGGUCGUUAUGGUCAACAUCAAAAGAAGGUCGAACAGUUAAAAUUGAUUAUGAAGGAAUAGUUCAAAAUUGUAUUAAUAUUUUACAAACUAAAAUCAAUCCUUUUUUAUUUCAUGUCUUUAUUAAAAGACAACAAUCGAAUUUUUUUGAAAUGUUGAAGAAAGAUGUUACUGACAAAAAAUGUUUACUUCAAGUCGAUUAUGCUGAAAAUUAUUCUAUUAUCGAACAAAACGAAAUACAAAUGGAUGGCAUUGGUGGAUCAGUGAAAAGAAUGGUAUAUCAAGACGUACUGGUUGGUAAACGAUGCAGAAAUGCAAAUGAUUUUUUACAUCUAAUUGAACAAAAAAAUACUUCAUUUGUAAUCGAUGAAUUAUCACCAGAUGAAAUUGAACAUGGUCGUGAUGGUCUUGGAUUAAUUUUUAAUCAAGUGAAGGCAGUACCAAAUAUCCAAAAAGUACAUUCAAUGACUGUUAUAGAUAUUCAUAAAAUUGAAUGUAAAAUUUAUUCUUAUAGUGAUAAAAAAACAAUAGUAAAUUUUUAA